Molecule: messenger RNA, 2108 nt
Organism: Gadus morhua (Atlantic cod)
Lineage: Eukaryota; Metazoa; Chordata; Actinopteri; Gadiformes; Gadidae
Product: 5-hydroxytryptamine receptor 3E
Exons: 10
Coding region: 529-1896 (455 amino acids)
Biological process (GO): monoatomic ion transmembrane transport
Cellular component (GO): postsynaptic membrane
Molecular function (GO): extracellular ligand-gated monoatomic ion channel activity; transmembrane signaling receptor activity
Source: RefSeq, a predicted model, not a curated record
CUGACAUAGGCUACUCAUAAAACGUAGUAUAAAAUAAUGUAGAAAAAUAAAUAAAUUAAAAAUUAAAAAAAAUAAAAUUUUAAUUAUAAAGAAUUUAAAAAAAAUGCAAAGGAGCAGGCAAAAGACUGGGAUAUUGUGGGGAAUGGUCACGUUGACGGGAAUGUUUAGUGACAUGUGGGAGGUCGGAGGGGGUUAAAAAAAAGUCUCAAUCACUCUUCGACGUGCAUGAAAACCAGCCGCGUAUUUAUGAGGGAGGUGUGUUCCCUAGUGUGUUGUAGACGUGUGCUGUUCAAUAUGCUUGGUCUUAAAUAACAAUAAAUAUAUCUACAAUAAAGUUAUUGUAAUCCAAAGCUCUGUAUUUAGUUGAUCUUACUUGAGGUGAAUAAUAUCUGCCAUGUCGGUGAGAACUUUUUAUGUGUCUCGGUCCUUUCGAACCCCAGGAAGGCAGGUUCGGACUUGGCAAAUUCAAGGAUGAGAGGAAAGGACACAGCACAUUGAUGAAACCUAUCUGACAGGUCGUUUUGGACCAUGACUUUCAUCCUGUUCUCUAUCACACAAGCUCUUAGCUUGGAACCUCUGCUGAACUGUUCUGAACCCACCAAUCUAGCCCUGCUGAAAGCACUGUCACCAGUCUUUGAUUUGCGCUUCAUACGGCCUGUGAUCAACAUCAAUAAUUACACAGAAGUCUAUGUAUCCUUUACCAUGUAUGGCAUUCUGGGAGUGGAUGAAAAAGCUCAACUCUUGACAACAUAUAUUUGGCAACACAUUGUAUGGAAGAAUGAGUUCAUCAGCUGGGAUCCAGAGCAGUGCGGCACAGAAGAGAUAACGUUACCUAGAACCCAGUUUUGGACACCAGAUAUUGUCAUCAAUGAAUUCGUUUCUAAAAACACAGCCCCAUUUGUGCCUUAUGUACAUGUCAAUUCUGAUGGCAAGAUCUAUGACUACAGUCCUGUCAGAGUGGUUAGCUCCUGCAGACUGAACAUCUACACCUUCCCCUUCGACGUCCAGAACUGCACUUUCACCUUCAACUCCUACACCCACACAAACAAGGAAAUCGUGGUUAACCUCAACAGGCCGAUAACACAGAUUUUGAAGAAUACAUUGGCUGUGAUGAGCACUGUAGGGGAGUGGCAGCUAAUAGAUAUCACUGCUCAUAAAGAAUCGGAUGCUGGAUUUAUGCUGGACGAGCUCAUAUUUUACAUUGGUCUGAGGCGUAAGUCCACUCUCUAUGUGGUCAACCUGAUCAUCCCAAGCUGCUCCUUGAUCACAGUGGACCUCUUCAGCUUCCUGUUACCCCCACAGAGUGUGGACCGCUCAGCCUUUAAGAUGACCCUCAUCUUAGGCUACACCGUCUUCCUGUUGCUUAUGAAUGACUUGCUGCCGGUCACUGGCGACACCAUACCACUCAUAAAUGUUUUCUUCGCCCUCUGCCUGGCUCUGAUGGUUGCCAGCCUGUUGGAGACAAUCCUCAUCACCAACCUCCACUCAAGUUCCAGUCGUUUUGCUCCUGUCCCCCGCUGGGUGAGAGUAGUGGUCCUUCAAAAACUGGGAUGUUGUGUUGGUCUGCCUCCAAAGCCAACAAAAGAACAUUCAACAGGUAUGGAGUUGUUAGAUAUGUAUCCAAAUGCUGUAAGGGAGGAGAUCAAAGCUGGUAAGACUCCUCCAAUGCCCCUGGAACUGGAAGACACAACCCCAGGCGAGUUGAGAGAGUUGGGGAGAGACCUCAGGGCGAUCCGGCUACAGGUGGAAAAGCAGCUGAGUGGGGACCAGAAGUCUGAGGAGUGGAUCCAGGUGGCUUCCAUCAUUGAUCGCUUCCUGUUUGGGCUCUACACGCUCUUUAUAUCAGUCAGUUCUAUAACUAUGAUCUGGAUCUGGGUUGAUUCAGACAGACGAUAGAAACGUUUUUCAGAAGGUUUUCACUCAGGUAAUAUAGUGAACAUCAUUUUCUUUGUAGUCUCAUUUUAGUAUAAUUUGAACUGUUUUUAUUAUCAAUUUAGAGGUCAAAUACACGAUUAAGGCUUGAAUUUAGGUACAUUUUAAAGAUGUAUGAUUAUUAUUAUUAUUAUUGUGUCAAAUGCUAAAUCCUUAAUAAAACAUGUAAAAUAAAA